AGGACAUGUCCAUUGGAAUGUCCAUCAGACCAGGCAAUUCAAUUUUUUGAAGCUGGAAACAGUAAUGAUCUUGAACGAGACAAGAACAAACAAGUCCAGCGCAGCAACUUUGUUUAAAAAUCCUAUUGAAAUAGACCAAGUGUGUGUUCAAAUUCUGGGAAGACGUAAACGCAAGAAAAAUGUUAUCAAAAGCAGAAAAUACAGACCAUCCUAGCCUUUGGCAUCAAGAUGAUUCCCUUGAAAACGAGAGCAGUGUUGAAGAUGAGAACAUUGAAUUUCUAGAAGAAUUUGAGACGGAUUCAGAAGCAUCUUCACCGACGGUGGCUUAUGAUGAUACUGAUAACGCUGCUAAUAAUUCAUCUAGGAGUAUUAGCAGCACUGAUGAAGACGAAAAUGACGAAGAUGAAACUUUUGAAGACCGAGAGAUAACUCCAUUUGAAGUCGAUAUAGCGGAAUUGAUUAUAAAACAUGAAUUAUCAACAGCAUGUACCAAUGAUCUGCUUGGGAUUAUUCGUCGUCAUAUUAAGCCAGACUUUGCCAGAACUAAGCGUAUCCUUCUUCGUAUGUAUUACAAGUCUCAAGGAUUCACGGCCGCGUGAAAAAAAUGAUUCCGGCGUUUCCUUUGAAAACCACCGAAGUUGGCCAGCGUUUUUGUCUUUUUUUGCUAAAAAAAUUUAUUUGAAUUCUCUGAAAUAUUGAAAUAUGCUCAAAGGUUUUCCAUAUUUUCCACAUUAUUUAUAAAAGAAAUCUUGUGAAUUUGAUUAUGAAAUAAAUAUUCCGUAAAACGGAAAAAUUCCGUGAAAUUUUGGAGUUGUCGGAAUUGCCUUCCACAUUUUUUAUUGGGUGUCGAUGUUUUUUACGCCAUGACGCCGCCAUUAGAAAAUUCUGCAGUGAACGAUUUUGAGACGGUUGCAGAAAAAUGCAGAAUAACUCUUAAUUUUGCUACUUUGUGGGCUACAAAAGAAGUGAAUUGUGUUGAAGGAGCUAUCAGGAGACUUUCCCUGUGAAGAUGUCUCUGUUUCGCAAGCCCAAGAAGCCAAUUCAGCGACGUGUUUUUGGAAGUUACGAGGACGAUGAGAAUGAUCCUGAAAACAAUGGAGACAGUUUCUGUGUCAAGAAGGAAUCAAAUUCCGACAAGAAUAUCAGCAGCAAUGACCACAGUAGUCACCCGAAGAAGCACAAGAAGGACAAGGACAAGAGUAAAGACAGGGGAGCAGCAAAACCAACGCUCUUGAGCUUCGAUGAAGAAGAGGAAGGCGAGGAGGUCUUCCAAGUGAAGAAAUCCUCUCAAAGCAAAAAGGUCAUGAAGAUGUUGGACAAAGAACGUCGCAAGAAGAACCGCCAGGGCAAUGACAGUUCAUCCACGGUUUCCGGACAUCAACGAACGAGUGCAUUGGCACCACCAACCACGGAAUCUCCCUCAGUGUCAUCCAACAGAACUCCUUACGAGUUAAAUAGCAAAGAAAAAAUUAAAAUGGAAUUAAAAGAUAAUUCCAAUAGUAUCCAAACCGAAAUACGCACAGACGACUUUGUGCUCGUCAUCAAGAAAACCGAACCCGAUGGGAUGGUGCUCAAUGGACGAGCUGCUCUCUGUGCUGGACGUGAUGAUAUGUCAUCAGACGAGGAUGAAGCCAGCGAAAAAGAUAAGAAGGAUUCUCAACCAGGAAAUCACAAAUUCACUCCUCUGGACACCUUUAAGAAAGUUCUGGAGAGUGGAAAAAUUCCUGAUGCUGCCAUGAUUCAUGCAGCCAGGAAGAGGAGGCAGAAAGCCAGAGAAUUAGGUGAAUUUAUUCCCGUUGAGGAGAAACCCGAAGAGGUCAAGCCACGUCGUUCUGAGGAAAAUCCCGAUGAUGAUGGCUCUGAGGAGGAAGAACGCAUUGAUAUGUCAGCGAUAACGGGUGUUAAAGAACGCGAAGAGCGUCGAGAGAAAUUCUAUUCAGUACAGCAAGAAAUGUCCGAUGAUUCGGAUUUGGAGAUAAAUGAAUGGGAAAAUCAGCAGAUACGCAAAGGUGUCACGGGGACUCAAUUGGCUCUGGCACAGAAUGAAUCUGUAUUCUCGCAAUACAUGAUCCAGCCGGCGAGUGUCGUAGCACCUGAGCAAAAUAUGUCCACAGGAGCUCUCCUUGAGCAGGCAUAUGCAAGAAAUUGCCUGGAAAAUCCAAAGCAGAUGCUUUCGGCUACGGCAAAGAGCGAGAGCAAAACAAGUGGACCGAGAAUGCCUCAAGAAAUCCUGCAAAAAGUCAGGGAGAGAUUGACCCAAGUGGUAGAUCUCAAUGCUAAGCAUACGCGGGAUAUUGAGGAAAUGACGACAGAGAUGAAAAUGAUGAAGAUUGAAGCACUAGAUUGUGAACAAAAAGCACCCGCUGCUGCAGCCAAAUAUCGAUUCUAUCAAGAAUUACGUGGGUAUGUCUCAGACUUGGUUGAAUGCUUAGACGAAAAGGUUCCUCAAAUUGUGGAGCUGGAGAAGAAGGCAAUUGGGCUGAUGGCGAAGCAUGCAAAUUACUUGAUUGAGAGACGUCGACAGGAUAUUCGUGACCAGGCAAAGGAAAUAUCAGAUUCUUCAAAGCCUGGAAGUAGUCGGAAAGGUGAGGAUGAAGAGCAUGUUAGGCGAGCAGCGGAGAGAGAAGGACGUCGGACGCGUCGUCGACGAGAUCGAGAGCGGAGCAGCAUGAACGAGAGUCAUUUGGAUGGGAUGUCCAGUGAUGAUGAGAUCUCUGAUCACGAUUUGGCCCAGUAUCUGUUGCAAUUGGAACAGGUGUCCAAUGAGGCUGAAGCCCUUUUCUCCGAUGUCGCCGAUGAAUUUUGCCAAAUUCAGGAAAUUCUCUCAAAGUUCCAUUCGUGGAAACAAACAGAUGCAUCUGCCUACAGAGAUGCCUACGUUAGUCUGUGUCUACCGAAAAUACUCGGUCAACUGAUACGUCUGCAGAUGGUCACAUGGUGUCCACUUGCAGAUCAGUGUCCAGACAUUGAGAAGAGUCCAUGGUAUUCAGCGUGUAUGAUGUAUGCAUAUUCAGAGACAGAGACAGAGGAAACCCUUUCAAUAGAUCCUGAUGUCACACUGGUACCAGUACUCGUAGAGAAGAUCAUCCUACCCAAGUUGACAGAACAAAUUGAGAAUUGCUGGGAUCCAUUGUCAACAUCGCAAACUCUGCGAUUAGUGGGGUUAAUUAAUCGUCUCUAUCAUGAAUAUCCAUCUCUUCGACCAUGUUCAAAGUCACUCACAACAUUAUUCAAUGCCAUUCUCGAGAAGAUAAAAGCCUCUCUGGACAAUGAUGUGUUCAUCCCUAUUUUUCCCAAACAAUUCCAAGAUGCGAGAACGUCAUUUUUCCAGCGUCAAUUCUGCAGUGGAUUGAAGUUGUUUAGGAAUAUCUUGAGUUGGCAGGGCAUCUUAUCUGAUGUAUCAUUGCGGGAGGUGGCAAUUUCGUCACUCCUCAAUCGCUACUUAUUGUCUGCGAUGCGUGUCUGUACGCCAACAGAUGCUAUUGCCAAAGCACACCUGAUAGUGUACACUUUGCCGAGAGUUUGGCUUCAGUCGCAGAGCAGUGAUUUCAAUCCCAGCAUGGAUAUGUUUGUACAAUACCUCAAGCAUAUAGCUACACAGUUGGAUAAGAGAAAUCCAAUUCAUUUGGAUUCCAUGGAGAAAAUUGUCAAGAUUUUAAAUAGUCUACAUACUACACUGUAACUGAUAUGAUAGAGAGAAUGCAAAAACAAAAGGAAAAAAUUAAGUCCAUAAUAUUAAACUUAGUUGGUUGCAGAUAAAUUAAAGAAAAAAUUUCCCAACAUUGUAUAAAAAGAGAUAUUUGAAGACAUUAAACAAAUCUUUUUCCAUUUA
Molecule: messenger RNA, 3832 nt
Organism: Phlebotomus papatasi
Lineage: Eukaryota; Metazoa; Arthropoda; Insecta; Diptera; Psychodidae
Product: PAX3- and PAX7-binding protein 1
Exons: 10
Coding region: 1010-3682 (890 amino acids)
Biological process (GO): mRNA splicing, via spliceosome
Cellular component (GO): nucleus
Molecular function (GO): DNA binding
Source: RefSeq, a predicted model, not a curated record